Capsicum annuum is the source of this 1525-nucleotide messenger RNA. Its product is annotated as tRNA pseudouridine(38/39) synthase. Bases 109 to 1365 code for a protein of 418 amino acids. Gene Ontology annotation, biological process: mRNA pseudouridine synthesis; tRNA pseudouridine synthesis. Gene Ontology annotation, molecular function: pseudouridine synthase activity; RNA binding. Gene Ontology annotation, cellular component: cytoplasm; nucleus. NCBI's taxonomy places the organism in Eukaryota, Viridiplantae, Streptophyta, Magnoliopsida, Solanales, Solanaceae. The transcript is spliced from 15 exons. The record is from RefSeq and is a predicted model, not a curated record.
UGUUCCGGAUCAAACGUGGCCUAAAAGUUUGUAUAGAAAAUCAAGUAAAAGCAUUUACUCGAAGUCCAUAUAAAUAGUGGGAGCUUCACAAAAAUUCCAGCGGCGGAGAUGGACCUCGUUCAAUCGGAACUCGAAACUCUUCGGAGCAGAAUCAAGGAAUUGGAAUACGAAAAUGCUAAAUUAUGUGCUCGGCUUUCGAGUUGCAGUUGCCAAGAGAUAAAGGAGAAAAAUAAUGGAGUUUUGGAUGGAUGUCAUGGAAAGAAGAAAAAUAAGCUCAGAGAUUUAGGUUAUGGCACAAUGAUGCAUCACUCGAAAAGAUAUGUUGCUUUGAAAGUCAUGUAUUUUGGUCCAAGGUUUUAUGGUUUUGCUUCGGAGGCUCAAAUGGAUCCCACUGUUGAGGGUGAACUUUUCAAAGCUCUGGAGAGGACAAGACUCAUAUUUGGAGACAAGAAGGUAUUGCAAUACUCAAGAUGUGGUAGAACCGAUAAGGGAGUUUCUUCCGUUGGCCAAGUGAUUGCUAUGUUCUUAAGAUCAAACCAUCGGGAGCCAAGAGGGCACAAUAAGUAUUCUGGGGAAAUUUCCGUUGAAGAAUCAUGUGGAGAAAUAGACUACGUAAGAGUACUAAACCGAGUCCUGCCAAAUGACAUUCGCAUUAUGGGUUGGUCUCCUAUUCCAGCUGAUUUCAGUGCAAGGUUCAGCUGUUUGAACAGGGUGUACAAGUACUUCUUUUGGCUGGGAAACUUGAAUAUAACAGCCAUGGAAACUGCUGCUGCGAAAUUCUUAGGGGAACACGAUUUCAGAAAUUUUUGCAAAAUGGAUGCAGGCAAUGUGCACAACUACCGGCGGCACAUAAUAUCUUUUGAAAUUCUCCCCUUCAAUGAAAGUUACAAAGCUGAUCAACUCAUGAUUAUGAAAAUCAAAGGUAGUGCUUUCCUUUGGCAUCAAAUCCGGUGCAUGGUUGCCAUACUAUUUCUGAUUGGCCAGGGUUUUGAGUCCCCUAAUGUAAUAGAUGCGCUACUGGAUGUUGAAAGAACACCGCGGAAACCUCAGUUUCCAAUGGCCCCAGAAAUACCUCUGGUUCUUCAAUCUUGUGAAUUUGAAGGCCUCAAAUUUAUUUGUUCGUCAGAUACAAAGCAGGCUUUGAAUGAACACUUGGAGCGGGAAUGCCGAAGUUAUAAACUUCAAUCUGCAAUUUUUCAUGAAGCUUUGCUAAACUCAUCAUGUAUUGAAAUUGACAACAAUAUAUCAAGUGACCAUAUAAAGAAGAAAGAAACUUCCCACAUUCCUCUUUUGUCUCGACCAACUGAGCCAUCAUAUGAGGAGCGGCGUAAAAAGCUGGAUGCAGGGGCUGGAAUGCCAAGAUAGAAAGUGAAUUCAGGAGAGAUGAAAUGAACGAGUGUCUUUUUCUAGUUUUAUCAUGUUGUAACAUUCAUUUUUCUAAUUUUAUCAUGUUGUAACAUUAAUUUGUACAUUCUAACGUUUAGCCUCCUACCAUUAAUAAAGAAUGAACUGCUUUUGCCCUUCA